Messenger RNA from Neofelis nebulosa (Clouded leopard), 1748 nucleotides. It is a transcript of the gene SDR9C7, whose product is annotated as short chain dehydrogenase/reductase family 9C member 7. Lineage: Eukaryota; Metazoa; Chordata; Mammalia; Carnivora; Felidae. Gene Ontology annotation, molecular function: oxidoreductase activity. The record is from RefSeq and is a predicted model, not a curated record. The transcript has 4 exons. Bases 138 to 1079 code for a protein of 313 amino acids.
AGCCCUGUGUCUGUUGCCAGUGGAAGAAAGCUCUUCUCAGUGGCUUUCAACAGACUGCCAGCUGGGGCUCAGAAGACCAGCCUCUCCAGCUGUCUCCUGAGCCCAAUACUUCUUGGCCACCAGCAUCCUCUUGCCCUAUGGCAGCUAUCACGGAUCUCUCCUUUAUGUAUCGAUGGUUCAAGAACUGCAAUCUGGUCCGCAACCUCUCAGACAAGUAUGUCUUCAUCACAGGCUGUGACUCGGGCUUCGGGAACCUGCUGGCCAGGCAGCUGGUUGAUCGGGGCAUGCGGGUGCUGGCUGCUUGCUUCACUGAGGAAGGGGCCCAGAAGCUUCAGCAGGAUACUUCUUACCGGCUGCAGACCACCCUAUUGGAUGUCACCAAGACUGAGAGUAUAAAGGCAGCGGCCCAGUGGGUGAGGGACCAAGUGGGUGAGCAAGGCCUCUGGGCCCUGGUGAACAAUGCAGGUGUAGGCCUGCCCAGUGGGCCCAAUGAAUGGCUGACGAAGGAGGACUUUGUGAAGGUGAUCAAUGUGAACCUGGUGGGACUGAUCGAAGUGACCCUCCACAUGCUGCCCAUGGUCAAAAAAGCCCGGGGCAGGGUCAUCAACAUGUCCAGCUCUGGUGGUCGCGUGGCUAUCAUCGGUGGUGGCUACUGCGUCUCCAAGUUUGGUGUCGAGGCCUUCUCUGACAGCAUCAGGCGUGAGCUCCACUACUUUGGGGUGAAAGUCAGCAUCAUUGAGCCAGGGAACUAUCGAACAUCCAUCCUGGGCAAGGAAGGCAUGGUGUCCCGCAUGCGAAAGCUGUGGGAGCGGUUGCCUCAGGAGACCCGGGACAGCUACGGGGAGGACUACUUCCACAUCUAUACUGAGAAGUUAAAAAACAUGAUGCAGUUGGCAGAGCCAAGGAUCAGAGAAGUCACCGACAGCAUGGAGCACGCCAUUGUUUCCCGGAGUCCCCGUAUCCGCUACAACCCUGGCCUGGAUGCCAAACUCCUCUACGUGCCAUUGGCUAAAUUGCCCACUCCUGUGACAGAUUUCAUCCUGAGCCGGUACCUUCCCAGGCCAGCAGACAGUGUCUGAGCUGGGGAAGUCCAGGUGGUUAGUGGAGUGUGGAGGAGGGAGGGGUAUGGCAGAAGGAACUGCAGGGUCACAAGAGGUGGUGUUAGGCAAUUGGGGUUCACUUUGCUUGGCUGACACCCACUGCCAGGGAAAUAUUGGAUAACUUCUAGCAGAAGACAAGUGCCUCUUCCCACUCACUGGGGCCCCACAGAAAGCUGCAGGUGCAAAGACCUGAAGCAUGGCCCCAAGAACAUCUGUCACCCAUUAAGGAUAUGGCUUUUUCUGGACCUGGAAAUGUCAAGGGGAGGAAAACAAACUCCUGUGGAAUCAUGAGACUCUCUCAGUUACCACCACUGCGAAAUAUUGCAGGAUAAUCAAGCUCAUGGAAGCAUCUCAACCACUUUCCUAUUGAUCUCUCAAUAUGAAUUAGCUACAUUCCCACAACACAUUAUUUGAAGUAUGUACUAGGGCAGACAGGGAGUACCUGAUUAUAUCAGGUAAAAGUUUAUAUUUUCUCUCUAUAUAAAUUUAUCUGUUCAUCGGUGAUUGGGAUUCACAUAAAAUAACAUUCAUUUAUUUAAUCAUCAUUGGUUAAUUUUUCAAAUAUUUAUUGUAUGCCUAUAAGACACCAGGCACUAUGUAGGUGCCGGAAGGAUGGAGAGAUGAUUAAAUCAUGGUCUUGGUUUUUUA